This is a messenger RNA of Nycticebus coucang (slow loris), 11507 nucleotides long. It is a transcript of the gene GPRIN3, whose product is annotated as GPRIN family member 3. NCBI's taxonomy places the organism in Eukaryota, Metazoa, Chordata, Mammalia, Primates, Lorisidae. The coding region runs from base 681 to 2993 and encodes 770 amino acids. Gene Ontology annotation, cellular component: plasma membrane. The record is from RefSeq and is a predicted model, not a curated record. The transcript has 2 exons. Gene Ontology annotation, biological process: neuron projection development.
CUUAAUCCCUUCUUAACUUUCCAUCUGCCGCUGGUCUCCUUGCCCAGUCCCCGGGCCCGGCGCUCAGCAGCCGAGGCUGCAGCACUCUCCCCGGGGAGCGGGAAGGCGGGGAAGGGGGAUCGGAGGGGGCGGAGCUCGGCUUCCUGCCGCCGCCGCCGCCGCCACUGCUUUGCUGCUGCUGCUGCCACCGCCGUCGCCUGCAAAGCCGCCGCCUCUCUGUCCGACGCUCCAGCCGGGCAGAUGCGCGCACCGACCAGACCCACUGUCGGUCCGGCAAGUGAACGCCCACCCACCUCCACAUUGGCUCCGCGCCGGGCGCCGGCGGCGGCCCCGCUUGCGGGGCGGUCCCCUAGGUCUCCGCCCGGCAGCUGUGCGCCGCCCCAGCUCUUUGCAUAGUAAUUUCAGUUCCUGAACACUCGGAGCUGGCUCCGGGACUGCGCUGACGAGGACUGCAGCUCGCCGGCCGCGGGUGCCACCGGUGUGGAACCGAGAGCCGGCGCCUGGGAUGUGCGACGGGCAGCCCCAGCCUCAGCGCAGGCAGCAGCCCCGCCGCGACGCGGAGAGCCGGGCGAGAGCAGGCUGGCUCUGCAGAUGAAUCAGCUCUGACGGUGUCUCACUCUGGGCAGCCCCUGCCGCCCCACUCAAGGGACAGCUCUGCAGUGUUCCUGAAGAGAAAUUCCAUGGGGACGGUACCCAACCCUCUGAGAGCAGCUAAAACCUCCCUGAUUGCAGCUUCUGGAAAAGAAGAGGCUCUGGGAGAGCUGCGGGCGUCCUCACCCCGGCUCCGACCGGCUCUCUUGUGUAAGAAUGCCAAUGGCUUUUCAGGGGCCCCUGCAGAAGCAGACCUCAGCCCCGGGGAAGCUGCUGAGGCCCUGAUGCAGGCUUGCGAGCAUGAGACCACCCAGCCAGACAUGUCUUCCCCUGGGGUCUUCAAUGAAGUGGAGAAAGCUACUCCUCCACUCAACUCUCCCGGCAGCCCCCAGCUGCCAGGGAGCAGCCAGCCUCCCGCAGCAGCCCCAGGUUCCGCAGCAGGAAAAGCACCAUUUACAACGCCAGCCGAUCGGCACACCCCCCAGGCUGGCGCGGGCCACUGGUCCAGUACCAGCCCCUCUUCGGUACCUGGAGAUUUCCUGGUGAAAUCACGGAGAACCUCAAAUGAAGAACAACCUGAGAAGCCAAGUUGUCCUGCAGGAGACACCUGGCGUGGCAGCAAAGAUCACAUGUCCUGUGAGUUUCCUUCUCAAAAUGCAGUCCAGGGAACACUGCAGGCUUCGAAUACAGCAGCGGGGGUGUCCACUCAUUCACCCUCUACGGUAAGUGGCCCUGAAGGCGAGAGGCAGCCAGCCGCCUGUGACUCCGACGCUAGGCCCUGCGAACCUCCUGCAGGAGAUGGAUGCUCUGAGAACAAGCAGCCCUCUCUCAUCACCUCUGACCCCCAAGAUACAACUUCUGUGACACCUGAAACACUCCCUCUCACUAGUGAAGGCUCAGCAUGUCCUCCAGAUCCAGAGAAGAAGGCGCUGCCAGCCCAACAGCAGAUGUCAAGGUUCAGAGAAGCCAGCACGAUGACAGGCCACGCUGACCGUGAGACCAAGGAGGCUCCCAGCAGGGCCCGGCAAGACGCCGAGGUGCAGGCAGUAGCCAGCGUGGAGAGCAGGUCCGUCUCCACCAGCCCCAGCAUCCUCACUGCAUUCUUAAAGGCAAGCCCUGCUCCUCAGCACUCGGAACAGGAGCAGCUGAGUGUGACCUGCCACGGCAAUGGCAGCAGGGGCCACAUGUUGGAGCUCUCCGAGGGCACACAAGUCCCUUGGGAGUCUGGUCAGUGCUCUGGCAUCAUGCCCCAGGUGCACAUUCAGACAGCUGCAGCUGUCUCCACAGCUUUCCAGGGGGGCAGAGAACCAGAGACCCCACCAGGUGAGGCCCUCGAAACCUUGUCAAUCAAUGUGGCCUCCAGGAAUGCCCAGGAUAUGUGUAAAGAAGAUGGGAAGUCAGCAGGAAUGACCCCAGCGAGGGAAGAACCAACCGCUAAACAGCUGCCAGAUACUAACUCUAGCCCCCUGAAAGCCAGCGCCACUGACCACAUGUCUACCAGGGCAGGCAGUCAAGCUGGAACAGGGCACGGACUGGGAAAAUCUGACACCAAGCCCUCUGAGUUUGCAGUGCAAACCACAAAUGGCCACAGAACAGACCCUGAUUGCCAACUGUCAGCCUCUUGCAGCCCUGCCAGCAAAGCUGACCAGUCCAGGAGCUUGGAUCCCACUAACACAAGGGAGAAGAAGCCUGCGUCUCCACAGAUAGUAAAAGAACAAGAGUCUACUGGCACUGACACCCUCGAGGCCAAAAUCCCGCUGCUCAAUCCCAAAUCUCAAGAAAGUGGAGGCAUAGCGUCAGCUGCUAGUCCUACGCCCUCCCCGAUUAGAAAGAACCAGGAGAGCUCCUCAGAAGAAAAUAGACAGGCCAAGACAGCCACGAGCCUGAGCCUGCCCUCUGAUUCCCUGGGUGACUCCAGCCCAGGUUCUGGCAAGAGGACCCCUUCUCGCUCUGUCAAAGCCAGCCCGCGCAGGGCCAGCCGGGUCAGCGAGUUCCUCAAGGAGCAGAAGUUAAACGUGACAGCAGCUGCUGCUCAAGUGGGACUCACUCCAGGUGAUAAGAAAAAGCAGCUCAGCUUGGAAUCCAAGCUGCAGCUGAAACAGUCCAAGCGUGUCAAGGAUGUCGUGUGGGAUGAGCAGGGAAUGACCUGGGAAGUGUAUGGUGCAUCCUUGGACCCGGAGUCCCUGGGAAUCGCGAUCCAGAACCAUUUACAAAGACAAAUCAGAGAACACGAGAAAUUAAUCAAAACUCAAAGCAACCAGACCCGGAGAUCCAUUUCCUCAGAUACUUCUUCGAAUAAGAAGCUCAAAGGAAGACAGCAUCGCGUUUUCCAGUCCCUGCUGCAGAACUUCCGGCGUCCCAACUGCUGCGUGCGUCCGGCCCCGUCCUCUGUGUUAGACUGAAAAGGAGCGAGUUUGGAGGUCUGUGUGUGCACUUACGGCAUCCGUCCGUGUGCACCUCUGCCAAGCCUUUGCUUAGUGUUUUUCUGUGAGACCAGCAAGGAAAAGCAAGCAUGAACUAUAGGAAAUUGCUAUUAAAAAUCAUUAGGUCCUUUGGCUGGAGCUCUAAAAAUAAAAAUGUCAUUUCAAUGUGAAAGAAAAAACAAGAGAAGAGAAGCAAGCUCCGUGGAAGGUUUGCAACUUUAAUUAAGUGGAAAUAAUACUCACUGGGUGUUUUUUUCUAUAAAUAUUGGUGUUGCUUAUAGAAAUAGCAUUAACAUUACACGUGAUGUCAUUUUGUAUUACUGCCUCAAUUUCCAUUAAAACCUUUGCUUUCUAUUAAAAGUAGCAAAAACACUAUUAGCAAAAAUACUGUUGUGAUUUCUAUUUCUAUUGCAAUAAGAACGCUGUUAUCACACAAAAUUUAAGUAGGUAAUAAGAACCAUAAAGUAAAGCAUUGAAACAAAAUUGACUCAUUCCUAGGCCAGAUAAUAUAUUAAACAAAAGCACUUAAAGGUGUAAAAUACCUAAUGUGAAUUAAUAUUUGUAAACAUCUGCAGAUAACCUCUUUUAUAAACCUUAUUAUUGUUGUUCAUAAAUCCAAGAAAGUUAUAUUAGGAAAACAAGCUCAGCUUUUGAAUAUAAAUACCACCUACAUCAAACCUGGAUUUAUACAUACAUAUUUUCUUGCAUUGAAGGCAAGGUGUAUCUCUGUGAUUCUGACCAGACAUAAUUCAUUUUUUUUUACCCUAAAGGAAAUACACGAGACUGCAUUGUUGAAAAGAAUCAUUAAGUUAGGAAUAAUGCUAGAUUUUAUGCUCUACAAGUGUUCUCCAGUAAUAUUCUACUAAGAAUAAUAAGGUUCUGGUGAGGAAUUAUAAACAGGAGGUUAUCAAAUAUAGUUUUUUUCUGUACUGAUGAAAGGAAAGCCUCAUGAGUAACAAAAACAAUGCUUCAUUUAGACCCCUGUAAACAGAAUGCAAUUUGCGUUUUUCUUUCAGUUUGGUUCAGUAGUUUCUAAUAGCAGACACGGUCCCACCCAACAGAACACGAGCUUUCUUGCAGGCUUUUGCAUGUAAACUAAUAUCAUCUAAUUAUUUAAGUUUGUAAUCUGGAUUGAAUGGUAACUUCUGCAAACUUUUUGAUUUUUGAGAGAAAUACCAUCAUGUCUCAUUUCAUUUCACUCUUUACACCAGAUAAAAGAAGAGGCCUUUACAAAAACACAGCUUGGGCUUUGGGUGGGAUGUGUCCCUUGAGAGUAUAGGUGCCUGAGUUCAGCCCUCGCCUGCAUGUCCCCAGGACGCAUGAGUGUCCUCCAAUACCCUGGCCUGGGUUGAGCAGUGGUGGCUUGAGUGCCUUGGUAAUGUGGAAAGGGGAAGUGAGCUGGCUCUUGAGAAGUCUUUGUGGUUUCACCGUAGGGAGGGCGCUGGUCUCUAUCUUUUGUUUAGAAAACUAAACUGUUGGAUAUUGGAGGGGCCCUGGUUGCCUUCCUAUGAUGAGCAGAAGAAAGUGUCUGCCCAGGGAUUUUUCUCUCCAGAGACUUAUACAUCCCAUUUGUACAAUCAAGACACAGUAUCUGUUUUGGCUUUUUUUCAUUUUAAUUCUAUCUUACAGAUUCUGAGCACACAGCGGCAGGGGGCGGGGGAGCAGGGGAAUCAUACCUGAACUUGAACAUCUCUAAACUGUACUGGACACAACCUAAAUUACUAAAAAGGCUUUAAUUUCUUUCCCAGCAUUUGGACCAUAGAGGAAGUUGCUUAAGCAGCCCACAGUCACAGCAUUCUCAGAGCCCGAGGAUGGUAAUCGCGGUUGUUAUACUUGGAACUUAGGAACUUUUCAAGAAGACACACUUUUCAGUUUCUUAUCAAUUGGCUUCUAUUAAGAAUAUAAAGUCAAAAUUACUGGCAAAUUACCAAAUUACUAGUGAUGAUUAGAAAUUCAGCAUCAAACUCUCUUUUGACCUUACAUACACCUAUACCCUCAGGCACCUACACUCUCUCUCGUUUGUAGUUGUGCCUGUCACUCCUGUCUCAGGUACCUUUGCCAGGACAUAAUCUCUGUCCUAGCUCUUGCUACCUGGCCAUCCCCCUUGCACACUGAGGUACAUGCAGUGUAUGCUCGGAGUACAGCCUGUGUACACAGCAGCAGCUGUCAACUCUGCUGACUCCAAAUGGGUGGACCCUAGGUAAUCCUCUGCUCUGAAGUGGCUAGAACAGGCUGUUCUUCCAUCAAAAUAGGAGAGAAGAAAGAAUUUAGCAUUCGGUCAUAGUUUUUAUUUUCAUGAGUUUGGAGUAAGCACAUGAUUUAUAAAUAGUUAAAUGAAGCAGAUGCUUAAGGGAGUUGUAGGCAUUUGUUCCACAUUAAAUAAAUUAAAGUUGUUAAAUUUAGUAUUGUAGGGCCUCUUAAAAUAAAAACUUCAGGAGAGAAUGUUCAGUGUAGCAAGUUUAACUGGUUUUCUUAGGUGCUAGAACUGUUAUUUCUAAAACACUCUAAAAAUUGUCACUAACUAUUAUAAAAUCUUGCUUGUUUGGUUGUUUAUUCAGUAGUAUAGAACUAAUAGCUUUCAGAAACAAUAACAGAAAUGUACUAUCAAAUGGGUAAAUGAGAUAGGAACCUACUCAAGACAGCGGUGUCUUAUGAUACCAACCCUAAGUUACAUAAUAAAACUUUAUUUGAAAGUUUUCCUUAACUUCUGUGGCCCAGCUUCAGGCAUUUAUUACUACAUUAUUUGUGACACCUUAGGUUCAUUCAACAAAUGAAGAUGCAAAAUAAUUUUCCUGGCACACUCUUAGGAUUUACUUGGUAAUUCCCUCCUUCGUCUGUAUGGAUAUACGUUGGGUUGAAAGUUGUUUGGAUUUGUCCUUCAUUUCUUUUAGACAUGAUUAGGUCCUUUUCAUGCCAUAGAUUUUGGGAUACGGAAAGAAUAUAUUUAAUUACCUCAAGAAAUAGAAAAUACCUCUGAAACCAGUAGUAAAAGAGAUGAGUUAGAAUUCUACAUCUGGAAAAUAAUUUCAAUAUUUAUAGAGUUAAGAUGCUAGACUCUUAACCAAGUGAAUGCAAAAAUUUUUAAUUUUAAUAUUGAUUGUUCUAUUUUUAUGACCACAGGAAAAAAUGUCACAUCUUCAACUGUCAUGUGCUUACCUUGAGUGCUUUUCUAAUUGUGUCUUUCUGGAUUUUUCAUGCCACAGACCAGCUACUUUACAUCAGUAACAUCUUGAUUAACCUUUGUGUUUUGGGUGAAUGGAGUAAGUGGAACAUUUCAUUAAGCCAAUGUUAACCAGAAAGCUUUUUCUUUGCAUCUGAAAUGAAAUAUUUGGAACAUGUAUUAGUAUGAUUUCUUACCUUGACAAGUUUAGCUAUAUUAAAUGUAAUUUGAUCCUUGAUGAUUCUUUAAUCUUGAGAAUUGUCUGAUAUUAUUUUGCAUACCAGUCUUCUCCAUGUUGUAGAUUAAAUAUCCAAAUUGGAAUAAAUUGGACUGAAUAUGCAUGGGUGACAUAUACCCUGGAGGCUGGAUUUUGGCACCAAAUCCUUAAAAGGAGCUCACUAUCUCAAAGCAGAAAGCAGAAGAGAAAAAAAUGGCCUUUGGAAGUAUCCCUGAGUACUGACGUUUCACUGUUCCUCUUUAUACAAAUGUUAUUCCUCUAAUUCCUGGGGAUCUCUGCCAUUCUGGGAAUACCUGUACAUAGUACAAUGUGACUUUAAAAUUUGUUUGCAGAGAAUGUGUACACGUGUGCUGUUAAUGUCAAUCGUUUGACCUUUGAUGUAUUCACUUCAUUACUGUUUUGUUGCCAAAAAUGAGAAAUUAUUGUCUUCUCUUCCUAUUACAUAUUGUGCCAAGGGUUAGAAAAUGUGUCUACUUCUAGUACCACAGAAUUCACCACAUCCCUUGUCUACUUUUUAAGAAUCAGUAUAAAAAACAUGAUCUAUUAGGAUAAGGCUCGCAUCUAUGUAUUUUUUUGAAAAUUGGGCACUUACAAGCCUUCUGUAGACAUCUACCUGCCUGCUUCACUACUUGUCUGGAAUGCUGCCAUGGGGAGAUGCUGUUUACUCCCUCUUUGUCCUGAGUGGUGUUUGAGAAAUGAGGCCUGUGAAUUUCCCUUUGUGGUAGUAUCGUGAACUCAACAGUAUCUCGGAGAAGCGUGCUGACCCCCUGGUCUCCACCCCCGUGUUGUCUACCCCUUCAGUGUUUGUUAUCUUACACUGGGAUCUGAGCAUUUUGUUUUCUGUUCGUAAUGCUCCUUGAUGUCAUAUGUGGCCCUUUUGGUUGGUUCUCUCCCACUGAGGGUCGCUUGGUAAAUAGCAGGCAGUAUGUGGAAUCUCCUGCCCACCCUUGUGUAAUAACUAUAUAACUAUACCUUCUUCGUGAAAUUCUGCAACUGGAUGGAUAAUUUCAAGUGUCCUCUGUCCAGACACAUGUGCUUAAAGAUGUCUGCAAAAUUUUAGACAUUUUUGCAAAAGGGAAAAAAUAGUCUUGUAAAUGCUGAAACAGAUUUCCAUGAACUUUAUCCUACUCUUGGAAAAAAAAAUUCUCCUUGGCUGUAGAAUCAGAAAGGAUUGGUUUGCAAUACCAAGGCCAUAAAUGAAGAUGGAUUAUGGAAAAAUUCUGUCUCACAAGUAAUCACUGACGUCUGCCAGAGGUCAUUACAGCUACUUUUAACUGUGAACAUUCACCAGCUGAGCUACUCACCUGCCACAACCAAGUAACCUCUCUCAAAGUAAAUCCAAUACAUCUAAACAACAAAAACUCCUGAAACAUUACUUUUAGCUGUUAGGUAGGUCAAGGUGAUGAUAAUUAUGAAAGACAUUCAAAUAAUCACAGAUGUUGGUGAAAUGACUGUGGGGGCCAGAAUGGUGCAACAAGGUCUGAAUUAUGAGGAACUUUUUUAAGACUUGGAUAUCUCAGAUGUAAUCAUGAUAAAAAAUACUGUUGAAUAUGAAACUGGAGACAAGCAAUAAUGUUUCAGAAAGAGGCCAUUAUACCAGCAAAUGCAUCUGUAAUGGGCACGCCGUUAUAUAACUAUGGUUUGCUCUAUAAAGACUGACUGUAACAUACAGGGUAAAAUAAAAGUAAAAUAUAAAAUAAAAAGUAAACUUUCUGUUUCCUUCCUGGAGAAACUUGUUUAGGAGCUCCUUAAAGAGGUACAGCACUAGUGAGCAUUAGUAGAGAUACAAUUAACGCUCCUGUUUUCAUGCUAGUCAAGACAAAAGAGGAGCCACAAAAAAGUCUUGCUGGCUUAAAACUCAAGACAGGUCCAACCAGAAAUUUCAUUGAAAUGGAGGGGCAAAACUUAAGGUAAUUACUCUUCUUGGACACAAGCAUGUAGGAAAGUAAUUUAAUUAACUCUGCCCAGAGGAUUGCCAGCCUUAGCUAUGAAAAAUGGGCUCCCAUAUGUAAAAUAACUAAAAUGUGAGUAUUUGUAUCAAAAAGAGGCUUGAGUAACACCUUACAGAAAAUGAUGUUCCAGAUGGAUACUUCUAAAUACUAAUUCUUCAUCAAGUAUCUUCUGGGUACAAGUUCAAAAUUAAUUGGCUGAAAAACAGUAGGAAUAAAAAUCACCUAUCUUACAGUGUAGAACUAAAGACAGUGAUCAACCAACAUAGCAAUAAUUCCCGAACCGCAGUGAUUUAAGUGUAUUAGAGAGAAUUAAAUGGGAGAGAAAUGCUAACUUCUUUCUUAAUCUCUUAAAUAUGGAGAUACCACCCGUUUAUUUCUGGUGUGAAAAUUAUAGCUUGCUUUUUGACAUUGCUGCUAGUAUUAUUCUGUUACCUUAAAAGUUAAAUUAUCUGUUCUUUAGAGAAACUUCUAAGCAGUUAAACAAUUUUUUUCCAAUUCGUAUCAUUGCUUUUAAUAACAUGUAGAGGCUGCAUGUUAUUAGUAGUAAUAGUAGAGCAAACUAUUUUGAAUGAGUUAGAAGGGGGUUACCCAUAUUAAUCAGUAUCCUUAAUAAUUUCAAUUUACGUUCUUAACAUUUAUUGUAGACUUACAUCUUUGAGUAAAGUAUUUUAUGUAAUGUUUUCCAUCAUGUCUGUAAGAGAUCCUAGUAAAUCAGGACAUUGCAGUAUUAGAGUCAUACUCCCCAAACCCCAGAGGAUAGGAGAGACUUAUUUCAUUGUUGUUCUAAGGGCGUCUGGAGAUAUUUUUAAUUGAGGUGAGAAAAGGCCAACAUAGCCUGAAAACUCAAGAAAAAUAUAUACUAGCAAUUACUACAAUCUAAAUGUAUUUAUCUCUGCUGUAACUGAUGUGUGAAUAGUAUAUUGUGCAUAAUACUGUAGCUGGUUGUGGUAUAUCAAUUCAUCCUGUAAGUGUGUACAGUCUGUAAAUGAUUGGUUUUCCCUAUUUUUACGUGUAGAAAAAAUAGCUUGCUGUAUGCCAUUUAAAGACCAAUUUCUGUCAUCAAGUAGGCACGUAUUCAAAAGUGAAUAAAGCCAACGUAUGUGUUCACAUGUAUGCACUAACAGAAUUUGUCCUUUCAUUUUUGAAGAUCGGAAAGGGCUGUUUUUGUUUUGUUUUGCUCUGCCUUUUUUAUCAUCUCCUUGAGUAGAUGGCAUAAUUAUCACAAAGGCUGAAUAUAGUCAUCAGUACCUUGGCAUGUUACUAAAUAUGCCAGGGCUCACACCGUUAGUCACGGGUAAGGUCAGUUCUUUGACCGCUGGGAUAAUUGACAUUCCUCACACAUCCUCUCUGUGUUAAGUGUGUGACUAGGAUGUACAUACUAUGGGUGUGAUUGUGUACAUACCUUGUAUGAAUUAUCUAAAUUCUCAAAGCCGUUGCAGGAAAGCAGGAAAAAUAAAUAAUUGUUCAAAAGCCUCAAAAGGGCUAAUCAAAAUGUAUUUUUCUUUUCUACACACAAAAAUGUAUACAUAGCAUAACUGUAAAUAGCUUGUCCACAUAUAUAUGCACAUAAAAAUGCAUCAUAUUUAUAGUGGUUAUGCAAAUAAAUCACAAAUCAAAACGACCAAUUGAAAGCUACGUCUUUCCAUGACUGUUGUGUUUUACAAAUGUUAAUAUUGGAUCAGAUGCUCGUUAUUAAAUGGUGUUACUUCUUAGUAGCAGAUCUCAUGCUUGGGAAAGCCCAGCCACUCUAGGCUACAAAAAUCUAGGUAGCAUUUAUAAUGAAGCACAGACUGGUACCCACACAGCUUCAAAGUAUUAAUACUAUUGUUUAAGCACCUAACUUUAUAUCUGGAAAUGGCAAAUAGUGACGAAAACCAAGUGUGUGCUAGAGAUUCCAUUUGGACAUUUAUUAGCACACUGACUUGCACAAACAAAUAAAAACCCUACUUUUUUAUUUUUGGAGGUGUAUCUCUAGAUUUCAAAAGGGUGCAUAAUCACUCAAAGUAGAAAAUUAUUACAGGCAUUCUUCUCUUGAAAUCAGCAAAACAGUGCUUACCAACACCAAAAAGAAGUCAAAGAUUAAAAUGGAAAAAAAAAUUACUGAUGACGUUGGUAGGAUAUUAGGGUAACAACAAUUGGGAGUUUAUUAAGAUGAAUUCAAACAAGAAAUUAAUAUUACUGGUAACGUGUUAUGUGGACUUGAUCACACACUUUGCCAGUUUAUCACAAUUCUAAUCAGAGAAUUGAUGUUCAAAUCUCUCUCAUUUCUUGUCAAAAGAAAUGCUCUAUUAGGGAUCAAAAAGUUUGCUAUGGUUCCUAAAAUCUCAUGUGAUUUGACCCUGGUUCUUUGACACUAAAAACCAUGUUGGCUGAGUAUCGGGUUGAAGAUGUGAAUGGAAAUACCAGAAUCACCUCUUCAUAAGGAAUUCCAUUUGGCAAAGUAAAAUCACUUCUCAAUAUAAGGUUAAGAGUAACAUUUAAAUACAUAUUCAUGUUUUAGAGAAUGAAUGUGCCAUAACUGUCUUAGAUUAAAAGGUUAACCAACUAUAAGGAUACUACAAUUACAACUACAGCUCGCAGUGUUUUUUAACAACUAAAAUCAUACAUGUUUAACUACAGCAUACCUGGUAUCUUGAUGUUUGUCAGUAUUUACUGUUGCUUAAAUCAUAAAUUUAUGUAGUUAAAAAUUUUGGAUGACGUGUAUUAAUGUAAAUGACACCCCGAAAAAUUUUAACUGUCAAUAUGAGAAUCAUUUAUGUGAGUAAAUACUCAGCUGAGGAAGACCAAAAGUAUAGUGUAUUAUUAAAUCACUGAAGAAACAGUAAUGUUCAAAAUGAAAAGCCCAUUUAUGUGUCUUUUCAUAAUGUCUAUAUACAAAGGUCAUGAAAUGGUUUAUUUCAGAAAGUUCCCAUCUUCCACUUUUGACCAAUAAAAUUUCAUUUCCUAGAAAAUAAAAAAAUGAAAUGUUAUGACUUUUACAAGGAUAGGUAAAGAUUUUAGGAUUUCAUAUGCUUGCACCUUUAUUUUGAAUUUGAUUUUUGAACGGAUGUUAAAAAAUCCUGAAAUUUAAUCUAUGACUUAGUUUUACCCUCAGAAAAUUUAGAAUAUGAUUUUUUUGCAUCUCACUUUCCGUAAUAAACAUA